AUGGUAUUAACAUUUCUAGCACGUCACUAUUCAUACGAGUGCAAGGUUCCCGCCCAGGAACGCCCUUACACAUCAAGACCUUCGCGGUCCCAGCAACUUCGCAACCCCAAGUUGAUACCUAAACUAACAAAUGAUGCACUUAAGCCGCUAGAAGACAAGAAAGGAGUAGCUGAUGAAGAGCUUGCAAAGAGGGAGGCGGAGAGGGCUAGGAAGAGAGAGGCGGAAGAACGUGAGGACAGAGCCUUGCGCUCAGAUACAAAACACCGCAGAUCUCCCUCAACGGACUCUGUGUCCACCAUUUCAACUGCUGCUUCCGCCGAUUCUCGAAGGAAGCAGGAACAUGACCGGAAUCGCAGCGCAGAGACAUCAUCCAGAGGUCGUCGUCUAGAAGAUAGGCGCAGCCGUUCACCUCAAAGCUCGAGGUCCCCUGGCAGAGAUAGCCUCUCACCACCGCGCGGUACUCUGAAGAUUCAAAGUCUUCUCGUGGCUCAGACCGAUACUCUGAGCCAAGAGCUGUCCCAAGGGAUCAUAGAGACCAGGGUGAAAGGCACAUCCGAGGUCAAAAUCCGGGGGCUCGGCCCAGAGGAGGAUUUAACGACAGAGGUGGGAGGCGCCACGAGCACGAUGUAG
Molecule: messenger RNA, 630 nt
Organism: Clonostachys byssicola
Lineage: Eukaryota; Fungi; Ascomycota; Sordariomycetes; Hypocreales; Bionectriaceae
Source: the annotation of a GenBank genome assembly